CGCGAGAACCCCGACGUAUCACCACCAUGUCGGGUUGUAGUCUCGAGGACGCCAUCUCCUUCAGCGACGACGAAGAUGGAACUGUAGCCUACUCUGAAGACGAGGUAGAUGUUCAGCGAUACGAUUCAGAGGAUUCUGUCGAUGAAGAUGAGCCAAUCGCAAAUGAGAGCGACGAAGACGACGACCUCUCUUUCUAUGAGACUGCGCCACCGAGUUCCGAUCCUUUACCGGAAUCUUUCGAGCUGCCGAAACUAUCGCUCGAAUGUGGCGAUAUUCGCCCCGACAGUGUUGUCGAGCUUAAGGAUCAUUCUGGACGAACCUCCAAACACCUUCUUUCCGGUGAUUUCUUCUUAGUCCGGAGCAUCGUUGAAAAUGUUCACACUGAGGAAGUAGUCAUCCGAGGGUACCGCAUGAGGCGCGUCGAGUAUCUACAACCACUCUUUGACCGCAAGUUGAAUGACCUAUUCAUCCUGAUUGAGGUACAAGAAGGCGAUCAGCGACCGCGCUUUGUUCAAGGCCUACAGGAAAUAUCUUGCGAGGAGGUCACUCGCAUCCGCCGAUGUGUCUUCACGAACCUCAACUAUGAGUUACUCGGCCAAUCGCAAGUUAACUCUCGCGUACCGCUUCGAUUGAAGACCAAGGACGAAAUAAGGGAAUGGGUUUUCCAGAAGGGCAGACUCAUCUGCCGCUGGGUGCAUGUGGUGGAACAACACUACAAUGCGAAGUCAUACGGCGGUGAAGCUCGACGAGUGCUUAAACGAGAAGUUGCAGAAUUCUCUCAGCACGAGAUUGUGGUAGAGUCCUCUUCAACUUCAACACCGAUACCAAUGGCACGCGCAAGUUCAAGUACCACGCAGCCUCCAUUAGCACAGAGCCAUAAGCGCAAUGGCUCUGUACAAGAGGCGCCCAACCCCUCGAAACGAUUGCAACAUUGUCCCCGUAAAUGUCCAGCUUACACUUUUGGCGACGGUUACUGUGGAUGUGGAGGUUGUUCCGCGGGUGCUCAGCAAGCUGGCUAUCAGAUUCUAUGGGGAUUAGAAAAAGAUGCUAAAGCCAUGCAAGCGUACAAGAAGAAUUUUCCCGGCGCGGUGCACCUCGAAAUGGAUGCACACGACUUCCCUAACAUGGCUAGACGGUGUAUACACGGUUGCGACCAUUUGCACAUGAGUUGCCCAUGUUGCUUCUGGAGUGUGGCGCAUACCGUAGAUGGCAAGAAUGACGAAGCUAAUAUGAUGACGCUGUUCACCGUUGAAGCCUGGCUCCACAAGGUUAAGCCUAGGACUUUUAGCCUGGAACAGGCGCCCGGUCUACUGACACAGGAAAAGCAUAGAAAGUUUUUCCGAAUUCUUGUGAAUGGUAUCCUAAAUCGAGGGUACAACGUUAGAUGGAAGAUCCAAGAUCAAGCUUGGUUUGGCAUCGCCCAACACCGAAGGAGGCUUGUCUUCGUAGGUGCUAAAAUUGGUAUUCCUUUACCACCAUUCCCAAGCCCCAUACACGGUCCAACCAAUAGCGGACUCAAGCGAUAUGUCACUAUCAAAGAUGCCCUACAACCGCUUGAGCAACAAGCUUUCAGCUUUCAGCGAGAUACAUACCACCAACCACACCUCGAAAAGCCUAUAUUAGACAGGGAGGCUUUCGAUCCUCACGUCAACCUGGCAAAAUGCAUCACUACUUCAGGUGGCGAGAACGUGCACCACUCUGGGAAGAGAGCAAAUACCUGCCGAGAGUUGGCGCAAUUUCAAGGAUUCCCCGCGAAUUUCCGCUUCACAGGUUCCGCCACGGAGGCCAAAAAGCAGUGCGGUAAUGCCUGGCCAGUUAAAGCAAACAAGAUCUACUUCCUUACCUGGGCUGCGCAUAUGGAAGCCUUUGACCACGGGUUCAUCGACGCCGAAGACGAAGUGCUUGACAUUUACGAGUUCCUCGAGAACAAGGGCAUCACCAUCCCCAAGCCAGCGCCUAUCGAACUUGACUUCUUCGCAACCCCUCCACGUCAUUCUACCCGUGAGCCAGAGCCAGAAUAUCGGUAUCUCUCACGCAUCGAAAAGACCGUCCAGCCUCGCGGCCCGCUACAAAUCUGGGCGAAACGGAAGGAGCUAGACCCGCUGCCGCAGCGUAGGAGAAGGAACAAUACACGCCAGCCCGUCGUCUUCUCCAGCGGUCUGUCCCAUGACACUGAAGCCUCCUCCUCCCGCACAGAACCGUCCACCGUUCGCCGCCGCAAGCAGCAUCGUCAAGUCCUUUUGGACGGAGAAAUUAUCACCAUCCCUGAUUCAGACUCGGAAUAAACAACCGCGUAUUCUUGUGCGAUGCGAACAUGUAUGCAUCCAGACACAAUAUGUGGUGUCCAGAGUUUGCAACGCAGCAUAUGCCGGCUUUUUCCCUGUUGUUGCGCCGCCGAGGGAGAAAAUCGUCGGCCUUCGCCUUCAUUACUGCUUUUUUGUUUUUACUCAUGCGACAAACAUGUUAACACGUUGCUA
Molecule: messenger RNA, 2477 nt
Organism: Cucurbitaria berberidis CBS 394.84
Lineage: Eukaryota; Fungi; Ascomycota; Dothideomycetes; Pleosporales; Cucurbitariaceae
Product: S-adenosyl-L-methionine-dependent methyltransferase
Exons: 4
Coding region: 27-2285 (752 amino acids)
Cellular component (GO): nucleus
Molecular function (GO): methyltransferase activity
Source: RefSeq, a predicted model, not a curated record